Nicotiana attenuata is the source of this 424-nucleotide messenger RNA. RefSeq lists its product as uncharacterized. The coding region runs from base 28 to 315 and encodes 95 amino acids. The transcript has 2 exons. The record is from RefSeq and is a predicted model, not a curated record. Lineage: Eukaryota; Viridiplantae; Streptophyta; Magnoliopsida; Solanales; Solanaceae.
UCAAAUACUACAAAUUAUCUACAAAAAAUGGAGGAGAAGAUACAAAAAAUGGAGAAAAAAAUUGAGGAACAAAAGGCAACUAUCCGUCAAGAAGUUGUUGCAGAUAUCCUUGCACGACUUCAGUGUUCAGGAAUUGAUAUUGAUGCUAACAUUAUUCUAGCAGCAUUGGGUGAUAAUUUUCCAGGAGAAGCUUCUUCUGCACAACAAACAACUUUGCAACCAAUCCGUCGUCCAUCUACUAAUAGCAACAAAGAAGGCCAACUCAUUCCAGGUGCAGUGAUUGCGGAUGAAAGCAGUGACGAAGACCUUACUUGAGUGUUGUUGAUCGUUGUUAGACUUUCUAUUAUUAUGUUUGAGGAUAUUUUAGUUUAGAACUUUUUGUAUGCAAACUCAUCUAUUUUGACUUUUGAAUUGUUUGACCAAA